GUGUGUGUCACAUUGGACACAUGCACUCAGCAGCCGGGACGCCUGACUGAACCGUCGACGAAGUCAGAAAUGAAAUGUGCGUGGCCCCCACCCUACUUACUUCUGUUGUGCUUAGAGGCACGCUCUGUCUUCCUUCUGGAAAACAGCAAGCCCAAUUUUGUCCUGAUGAUGGUGGAUGACCUGGGAAUCGGGGACCUGGGCUGUUACGGCAACGCUACCUUGAGCACUCCCCAUAUCGACCGGCUGGCCCAGGAGGGCGUGAGGCUGACACACCACAUUGCAGCGGCACCCCUCUGCACGCCCAGCAGGGCAGCCUUCCUCACUGGACGCUACCCUAUACGAUCAGGUAUGGUUAGCAAAGGAAGAAUUGGAGUCUUCUUAUUCUCUGCAUCCUCUGGCGGCCUCCCGAGCCGAGAGAUUUCCUUCGCCAAGAUUGCAAAACAACAAGGCUAUGAGACGGCGCUGAUAGGCAAAUGGCACCUGGGUCUUAACUGUGAGAACAGCAACGAUCACUGCCACCACCCCAGCGUCCAUGGGUUUGACCACUUCUACGGACUCACGGUGACCAACUUGCGGGACUGCCAGCCGGGCCAUGGCACGGUGUUCUCUGAACUCCCACCCAUACUGUUUGGCACGUUUUGUGUGGCCGUGCUCACCGUGGCCUUCAUCCAUUACGCGGGUGUGGCGACGGUUCGGAGGGCGCUGGUCCUGGGCCUGGUGUUGCUGUCCGCCACGGUCGCGGGGCUCUUAAUGGCCUUUCUCACAACGUUCCCUAACUUCAACUGUUUGCUUAUGAGGGACCACGAGGUCGUGGAGCAGCCAUAUGUUAGCGAAAACCUGACACAAAGGAUGACGCAUGAAGCGAUGGACUUCAUAGAAAGGAACUCAGAGAGGCCAUUCUUGCUCUUCUUGUCCUUCGUUCAGGUGCACACGGCCAUGUUUGCGUCCGCUCCGUUUCGGGGGAGGAGUGGCCACGGUAUCUAUGGCGACGCCGUCCAAGAGGUGGAUUGGAGUGUAGGUCAAAUCAUGCAGACGCUGGACAGACUGAAGCUGAGGGAAAACACACUGGUGUACCUGACCUCUGACCAGGGGCCUCAUCUGGAGGAAAUCUCAUCCAGAGGCGAGGUCCACAGAGGCUGGAGCGGCAUUUAUAAAGGAGGGAAGUCCACAAAUUGGGAAGGAGGCAUACGGGUCCCAGGGAUCCUCAGUUGGCCCGGGAAGCUGCCCGCUAGUAAGUGGGUAGAUGAACCCACCAGCAACAUGGACCUUUUCCCGACCGUUGUGCGUCUAACCGGAGCCACCGUCCCUGAUGACAGAGAGAUAGAUGGACAUGACCUCAUGGCGCUGCUUCAGGGAAAGGCGGAGAGGUCAAACCACGAGUUUCUCUUCCACUACUGCAAUGCCUACUUAAACGCUGUCCGGUGGCACCCCAGAAACAGCAGCGCUGUUUGGAAAGCCUUUUAUUUCACGCCCGACUUCUACCCGGAGAACGAAACGGUUUGCUCCCAUACGCAGGUCUGCCUUUGCUCGGCAGGCUAUGUGACCUACCACAACCCUCCUUUGCUGUUCGACCUCUCCAGGGACCCGUCAGAGACCACACCCCUGACCCCCGCAACCGAGCCGACCUUCCACGCCGUCCUGGCAGCAAUGGGAGAGGCCGUUGAGCGCCACCGAAACUCGGUGGAGCCCGUGGAGAACCAGAUGUCCGUCGGGAACCUAGUCUGGAAGCCCUGGCUUCAGCCCUGCUGCUCCUCAUUGGCCCAGCUCUGCAGAUGUUUGCAUGAUGACCACUAAAGUCCUGCAACUCCUAUUGCCACGAAUUAAUCAUAAAUUGACGACUAUUGGCUACAACGGGGACAAAACUAUCUUUUUUUCUCUUUUUUUUUUGUGUGGAUUUUUCCCCCUCUUUUUCUCCCCAACAGUAUCCGGCCCAUUGCCCCACUCUUCCGAGCCGUCCCGGUCGCUGCUCCACCCCCUCUGCUGAUCCUGGGAGGGCUGCAGACUACCACAUGCUUCCUCUGAUACAGCCGCUUCUUUUCACCUGACAGUGAGGAGUUUCACUGGGUGGAAGUAGCACGUGGGAUGAUCACGCUAUUCCCCCCCAGUUCCCCCUCCUCCUCAAACAGGUGCCCGGACCGACCAGAGGAGGCGCUAGUGCAGCGACCAGGACACAUACCCACAUCCGGCUUUCCACCCACAGACACGGACGCCUGACCAAACCGGAGGUAACACGGGGAUUCAAACCGGCGAUCCCUCUGUUGAUAGGCAACGGAAUAGACCGCCACACUACCCGGACCAGAGCGACGUCUUUACCUUGUGGUUGUUUAAAGGACUAGUUUGGAUUUUUUGAAGUCUAUCCCUAUUUUAUACUCACUGCUUAUGUAGUGCAGAGGGAGGUUUCAUUUUCUAAGAGAUCCAUCAUUUCUCUUU
Molecule: messenger RNA, 2430 nt
Organism: Lampris incognitus (smalleye Pacific opah)
Lineage: Eukaryota; Metazoa; Chordata; Actinopteri; Lampriformes; Lampridae
Gene: sts
Product: steroid sulfatase (microsomal), isozyme S
Exons: 10
Coding region: 70-1794 (574 amino acids)
Molecular function (GO): arylsulfatase activity
Source: RefSeq, a predicted model, not a curated record